AACAUCGAUGCAUAGAGUCAGCCAAAAUCCGCAACAAGUACCCUGACAGGGUCCCGGUGAUCGUGGAGAAGGUCUCUGGAUCACAGAUCGUGGACAUCGACAAGAGGAAGUACCUGGUCCCCUCCGACAUCACAGUGGCUCAGUUCAUGUGGAUCAUCAGGAAACGCAUCCAGCUGCCCUCAGAGAAAGCCAUCUUCCUGUUCGUGGACAAGACGGUGCCUCAGUCCAGCAUCACGAUGGGGCAGCUGUACGAGAAGGAGAAGGACGAGGAUGGCUUUUUAUACGUGGCUUACAGCGGCGAGAACACCUUUGGUUUCUAAACAAAAAAACAAGGAGCCACGAUCUUGACCGGCCUUACCUGCUGACACCCACCCACAUCUAAUCACAGCCCUCGCUCGGCCCCUGGAGAAUGCGCUGGGAAGCCCCAGAAGAGAUUCAGCGACAUGAACGCAACAGAAAGACGGACUGACGGCUCACCUGACGGGAGAAACAUAAACGAGUGCACCGGUGUGUUUGUUCUGGCCCAAGUUGCACCAGUUCUUUAAAGAUUCAUAGAUUCAGUUGUGUAUAGUUUGUG
Molecule: messenger RNA, 577 nt
Organism: Morone saxatilis (striped sea-bass)
Lineage: Eukaryota; Metazoa; Chordata; Actinopteri; Moronidae
Product: gamma-aminobutyric acid receptor-associated protein-like 2
Biological process (GO): autophagy of mitochondrion; macroautophagy; autophagosome assembly
Cellular component (GO): autophagosome membrane; autophagosome; cytosol
Molecular function (GO): ubiquitin protein ligase binding
Source: RefSeq, a predicted model, not a curated record